GUUGCCUGGUUUUCAGAAACAUGUUGGUUGAGACACACUGUUCUUGGGAGUGGACAAACAAGCAGAAACUUGGGCUACACCCUGUGACAGCAUUGUGACAGUGGAUAUCUGCAGGAUGGCGCAGUCAGAUGACAGCGUGAGUUCUUGGAGCUGUAACCAGGUAGCCCGGUGGCUGCAGGAGGAGGGUUUCGGGGAAUAUGUGGAGUUGCUGUGCACGCAGCACCGCCUCGACGGCCUCAGCCUGCUGGCUCUGACUGAGGCCGACCUGCGGGGUCCGCCGCUGAGCCUCACUGUGCUAGGACACAUCAAAAGGCUGACCAUAGCCCUCCGUCGGCUCCAAAGACAAAAUCAGCCCCAGCUGGAGGAGCUGGGUCUCUGGCCUCCUGAUGCUCCUGCUGGACUCUCACUGUGUGCUGCGAAAUCUGAUUGGAGCUGCGGCYCUGCUAGCAGGAAAGGGCUUAACAGGGGCGAUCACUUGUAUAACGGGACCGAGCUGCGGCUGAGGGGCAGCGAUAGAUCUGGAUCUGAUCUGCUGUGUCGAACACACUCCAAUGGGACGUGUCAGCAGCCACUGGCUGGCAGAUUGGACCCCGAGGUCUGGAAGACCAUAAUCAGUUCCGUGUAUGUGUUUCUAGUGUGUGGCUUCACCUCAUUUGUCAUGGUCAUUGUACAUGAGCGUGUCCCAGACAUGAGGACGUACCCACCCCUUCCUGAUAUAUUCCUGGACAGUGUACCCAGAAUCCCUUGGGCUUUUGCAAUAGCCGAGGCGUGUGGCCUUAUAUUGUGCUACAUGUUUUUGUUGAUCUUGCUCCUUCACAAACACAGAUCAAUCCUCUUCAGACGGCUGUGUUCUUUGAUGGGGACGGUGUUUUUGCUUCGUUGCUGCACCAUGUUUGUCACCUCGCUCUCGGUGCCUGGGCAGCACCUGAAAUGUGCCAGUAAGACGUACGGUGAUAGCUGGGGGAAGUUCCAGAGAGCGUUGGCGAUAUGGAGCGGCUUCGGCAUGACUCUGACCGGAGUCCAGACCUGUGGAGACUACAUGUUCAGUGGUCACACUGUGGUCAUCACAAUGCUCAACUUCUUCGUGACUGAAUACACGCCUCGGAACUGGAAUCUGAUCCACACCAUCUCCUGGGUGCUAAACCUCUUUGGGAUUUUUUUCAUCCUGGCGGCUCACGAGCACUACUCCAUCGACGUCUUCAUCGCCUUCUACAUAACCACUCGCCUCUUCCUUUACUACCACACGCUGGCCAACACACGCGCCUACCAGCACAGCCGCCGGGCACGCAUCUGGUUCCCCAUGUUCUCCUUCUUCGAGUGCAACGUGAAUGGACCCGUCCCCAACCAGUACCACUGGCCUUUUAACAAACCCGCCUUCAUGAAAACGCUAAUCGGAUGAAGAGUUUUUAAACACGAAUGGACUGUUGUAUUAGUACC
Austrofundulus limnaeus is the source of this 1437-nucleotide messenger RNA. RefSeq names its product sphingomyelin synthase-related protein 1. NCBI's taxonomy places the organism in Eukaryota, Metazoa, Chordata, Actinopteri, Cyprinodontiformes, Rivulidae. The record is from RefSeq and is a predicted model, not a curated record. Gene Ontology annotation, biological process: ceramide biosynthetic process. Gene Ontology annotation, cellular component: Golgi membrane; endoplasmic reticulum membrane; plasma membrane. Gene Ontology annotation, molecular function: sphingomyelin synthase activity; protein binding; ceramide cholinephosphotransferase activity.